Daldinia decipiens is the source of this 3255-nucleotide messenger RNA. RefSeq lists its product as uncharacterized. Gene Ontology annotation, cellular component: MutLalpha complex. The coding region runs from base 298 to 3081 and encodes 927 amino acids. The transcript has a single exon. Gene Ontology annotation, molecular function: ATP hydrolysis activity; ATP-dependent DNA damage sensor activity; mismatched DNA binding. The record is from RefSeq and is a predicted model, not a curated record. Gene Ontology annotation, biological process: mismatch repair. NCBI's taxonomy places the organism in Eukaryota, Fungi, Ascomycota, Sordariomycetes, Xylariales, Hypoxylaceae.
GGGAGUUACACAAAUUCUGAGUCGUGACUUCUCUUACCGAUUUUUAGGGGCUAGUAGGUUCGGCUAACAUUGAAGUUCGUUAAGCAGGUGCGAUGAAAGUCGGGAUGCUUUAGUUUCUACUUGGCUCAAACCUAAUAGAGCUUUCUGCUCCUUUUUCCCUAGUUGAAAACACUAUUUAUACUCUCCCUUAUACUCUUAAAUGUAGAUGGAGAAUAGACCUCAUUCAAUUACAUCUAGCGUUGAUAGAUUAGGGGUCCAGCUAUUUCAUAUUUCAACUAAUAUGGUUUGAUCUUCACUAUGUCUACAAUCUCUCGUUUACCUGAAUCUACCACUCGACUCCUAUGUUCGCCUUUAGCUAUCACAACUCCAGUCAGUUUAGUGAAAGAGCUCUUAGACAAUUCAAUUGAUGCUAAGGCCACAUCGAUUGAGGUCAUCAUCUCUGCAGACACGGUGAAGAAGAUCGAAGUUCGGGACAAUGGAAUCGGUAUCCACCCAGACGACUACGAUGCACUUGGAAGACGUGGUCAUACGAGCAAACUUAGGAGCUUUGAGGAACUGAGAACUCAGUUUGGGAAAACGCUCGGCUUUCGUGGAGAAGCACUAGCCAGCGCAAAUUCCCUAGCCCAAGUCACUGUCACUACUAAAAUCGCUUCGGAGCCUGUAGCGGCUAUCCUUCACAUUCAACCAGAUAAGGGAGGCAUACUGAAGCAACAGCCAACAUCAGCACCGGUUGGAACCACUGUAAGUAUUACCGGGCUUUUCCAUAAAUUGCCGGUUCGAGAACAGAUGGCUAUUAAGGACUCGGUAAAAGCGAUAGCCAAGAUCCGCGAACUACUAUGUUCUUACACCAUGGCAAGACCGCAACUAAAAUAUUCGCUUAGGGUGUUGCAGCUCCCUAAACAGAAUUGGAACUACUCGCCAAACUUGCGCUGCAGCGUAAAAGAAGCGGCUGUCCAGCUGUUUGGUCCAGAUAUUACGACUUAUUGCUUCGAGAAGAUAUCUGAGAUAAGUGAUCUAACGAGCAGCAACGAUUCUUCUGUCAAGCAUCAGGAACUUCCGCUGAAUUGUAAAUAUGUGUUCGAAGCCUUCAUUCUAAAGCCGGAUUUAGACCAUCCCAAAUUUUCCAAGCAACGCUAUUUCUCUGUUGAUAGUCGCCCUGUUAUAGCAAAAAGGGGCACUAUGAAGAAAUUACUGGACAUUUACGUUGAGCAUAUCAGUGUCUCCCGACAGGAUACCCCAACAACAAAAUCCAAAAACUACUUCAUUCGGUUAAAUAUUAAGUGUCCUCCCGGAAGUUACGAUGCUAAUAUAGAAGCGUCUAAAGAUGAUGUAGUAUUCUCAGACGAGAAAAUAGUACUUGGCGGAUUUAAGGACUUGUGUAAGGAGGUGUAUAAUUCAUCCCCGUCCAGUAACCCACAUUCACAGUUACCAGCUAAAAGGUGUUCCAUCUCAAACAAGAGGGACGAUUUAGGAGCUCAAAAGCCACCAUCCACAGGGACACAAGUCAAGUCCAUCACUAACAGGGUUGAACCCCUUAGUUCGUCAGUACAGAUAUCAAACCAAACAAUAGUACAACCAGCACUACAAGGUCAACAGGCCCUUGUUACCUCCCAAUCACUACCUGCUCUGUUGGAAGCUACAGGGGAGCAUACGCAUAGUCCUGUAUCUUUCGAAACUGAGCCGAACAGUACUCAAAUAUCAUCCGCUCAAGCAGGAUCUAAAGAAAUUCAAAGCCUCCAAGACAAUCUAUCAAAUACCGGAUUUACUCAAUACAGAGUUGACAUGUCUACAGAUUUCAAUGAGUAUGGCUACAAUGAUCUCCGGAGCAAGUAUCCCGGUCCUGCGCAGGCACUACCCACUUUCCAGGAGAAACUAGAUGCAGUCAAAAAUUCGGCACCGGAAGAUGUAAACCCGUGGAUUAUCGCAAAGAUGAAUGCGCCUAUUCCUGGUCGGAUCGUUGAAGAGCGUAUCAGGAACGAACCAGUCCAAAAGAGCAACUCGCCACUCUCUGUAUUCGAAUCUCCAAUGACUCCAGAUCCUCCUAUCCUUCGUCACAUAGGAGCAGCACCACGAGACCUUGAUGUUCCCCCAAGCCAGCAACACUUGGAAUCACAAGCUCCUUUACGUCAAUUACGGCCCAGAGUGCCAGGUGGUCCAUACCGUAGCCCAAUAUCAAGGCCAUCUGGGAUGCCUUCACAGAAUGCCAUGAGUGGUAUUACAGUGCCUACCACUCUGAAGCCGCGACGACACCGCAAUUCCCUCCCCUGGUCACCACCCUCAUCUACCGAGGCGGCUGUAAUAAGCAAAGAUCGAUUAACAAAUCCAAGGGACGAUUCCAUGGCAGAUGGUAUGAAACAGACAACAAUAUCCUUCCGGGGUGCUAGAGGAAACCGCAAACGACAAUUACAAGAGGAUAGUAGCGGUAUCAAUCAUCAAGAUUCACAAGGUCAGGAAUAUCAGGAGAAUAAUUGGUUUCAGUAUGUGCCAAUACCGGCGAAGAAUGACUUCGGUCAUAAGCUUUCAUUGCAGAAGGCGCCUUACGUCUCCGAGAAGAAGCAGCAUCAGAUCCACGUCAACCCAAAGGUAGCCCAGGAUCGACCAUGUGUUCAGUCACGCAAGCAUCACCCCGAAGAUGAAUUCAAUUCCUCUAAAAUAAACGAGCCUAUAAAUACGACUUUAGCUAGUGGUGACCCUCGGGCAUAUCUCUUACGCCGUCAAAAAUCGAUAGCUGCGGAAGAGAGCGGUAUGAAGCCAAAGAAAAUUCGAAGAUUAAAGAGCUCUCUCCUACCCCUGGAAAAUGUCCCCUCAUACGACCAGACUCAUUCUCUAACUAUUAUCGAGGUGUGGAAUACAGAAACCUUGCGCAUCUCUGUCAAGAAGUAUGCGACGUACGAUAGAUACGUCACGAAGGGUGUCGUAGAAAAUGGUCUUGAGAUGAGUCUGGACGAGGGCCGCAACGUUGAGGAACGACUUAAGUUAGCCUUCCUUAAACAGAUGGGCGCAGACGAUGGCGAAGAGUUCGCUCCUGAAGUUAAUAUUUGCUCUUUUCUAAAAGGUAAAGGAGCUGUAGCUAGUUCGUAAACCAAGUAAAGCGGUGUACUGUUAUUGAUACCUGAGACGUUACUCAGGUGAUCUAGUUUGCUUAAGUAGUUGUUUCACUAUGAGCAGAUGUAGCUAGUACUAGAGAAGGGGGGGGUGGGGGGUUAAGCUAUAAGAACUAUAAGAUAAUGGUGAUAUAUGAUGCUUUCUAGCUGU